AUGCAGAGAUCAACAAGUAACAAUUCAUCGAUAUAUCAAAAAAUUGCAGAAAAAAGAGAAAAUUUGGAAAAAUUAAGAGAAUUUAAACAAUUAACAUCUGAUUUAGUUAAUCAAUUAGAAUCAAUAGGUUAUAAAUUAGAAACUAUGAAUGAAGGUACAACAAGUGUUGCAUUAAUUUUAUCAAAUUGGAAAAGUGUAAUUCAAUCUAUUUCUUUGGCUUCAAUGGCUUUAAUUAAUCAACAAAAUAAUCAUGACGAUGAUAAUAAUAAUAAUAAUAGUACUAAACAAGGAGAAGAUGAAAAGUUUCCUGAACCUUUGGUUAGAAUUAAACUUGAUCAACUGAAUCAAAAAGAUCAAGAUGAUGAUAAAGAUCAAGAAGAGGAAGAUGAAGAUGAGUAUCAACAAGAAGAGGAAUAUAAUAAUGAUCGAUAA
Candida tropicalis MYA-3404 is the source of this 432-nucleotide messenger RNA. RefSeq names its product Dad2p (gene DAD2). Gene Ontology annotation, cellular component: mitotic spindle; mitotic spindle midzone; mitotic spindle pole body. The coding region runs from base 1 to 432 and encodes 143 amino acids. Gene Ontology annotation, biological process: attachment of spindle microtubules to kinetochore; mitotic cell cycle. NCBI's taxonomy places the organism in Eukaryota, Fungi, Ascomycota, Pichiomycetes, Serinales, Debaryomycetaceae. The record is from RefSeq and is a predicted model, not a curated record. The transcript has a single exon.